This is a messenger RNA of Stomoxys calcitrans (stable fly), 913 nucleotides long. RefSeq lists its product as uncharacterized. The transcript is spliced from 4 exons. The record is from RefSeq and is a predicted model, not a curated record. The coding region runs from base 352 to 882 and encodes 176 amino acids. NCBI's taxonomy places the organism in Eukaryota, Metazoa, Arthropoda, Insecta, Diptera, Muscidae.
UUUUCGAACUUCAGAAAUCACAGAACACUAUUGGAUUCGAAAAGUAAAACUCUUUCCAGAUUGAUGCUGACUCGCGUAAAAAUCGUUUGUAUUAAUGUUAGGUUGCGUAGUUUCCAGUGCUUAGCAAUGGUAUCCUUGAUACAUUUACAGGACUAACCUUGAUUGCCUUGGUUGGAAUAUGAAAAACUUAACAAGAAACAAUUUUUGUUGCUUGGACACAAGAAAAUGUUAAUAAUAAACAAAUUUUAAGACAGUCUACAUUCAAAGCUGCGGUGGAAAACACACAGUUCUCUAAAAUACAAAUAAAACAAGUCUCCGAAGCUUAAGCAGUACUGGUAUUACACUCAAAAAAUGCGUAACAACAAUGUGAAGGAGGCGGGCAAAGUCACGGAACAAAUUGAUAUGGAAUUUAAUGCGCGAAGAAACUACCCCAGAAGAUGGUCAAGGUAUUAUAAUGAAACACCCUGGGAUGAUAUGUACAAUCCAAAUAAGCUUAGUCAAAAGAUAAAGGAGUUAGCCCAGGAGGAAGAGCUUUGUCCUUACCAGCACGUGAAUGAAGGCGAUGGUCACUUUGUUUCCCCCGACAUGUAUAAAUCCUUAAUCAGCUACUGUCGAUGUGGGCGUCCUCGUUCUGAUUUUCAUCUUCUAAGGUGUGUCCAAAAAGAGAAAGCGAAAUUUGUUCCUACUGAAGAGGAAAUAGCCAAAGGAAUUGCAAAAGAUAGGCUUCAAUUGCCAAAGACAUCUAGUGCCUUUGUAGGAUGGCAUGAUAAAACACCCACGUACAAACAAUGGGAGGAGUCGAUCCGAUAUAAAUCACCAGUUUACGAUAUGCCCGGAGAGAGAAUAACAACUUCACCUUACAAUGCCAUAAUUAUAGGUUAAAUUGGUAAUGCGUCCUGGAUACGCUCCAAAA